CUCCAGCUCCCAUCGAAAGACCUCCGGUCCAUUGACCGUUUUUGCGUUCCAGCAUCGUAUUAUUUCGGGAGAAGAGUGUCAAUCUCAAAACGCAAGCUAGUGUCGGGCGCGAUCUGCCGACCUACGUACAUACCUGUAGUAUGGACUCGAAGCGCAAAGCAAACGGGGCUGCCAGCCCAGACUACGAUGAUCGCGCUGCGAAGCGUCGCAAAGUAGCUGAAUCAUACGACCUCUCAAAGGGCGAGACCCGAGAGUCUACAACGGCCUAUGGCCUGAGCCUCCUCGACCAAAUCCGUCGCACAUCAGACAAGAGCGGGCGACGUGUAGCAGGCUACUUCGAAACUCUGCCACCUCGCCAAGGCAACGAGGAAUACUACGCGCGCACGCGCAUGCCCAUUUCCUUCGAGACAAUUGAAGAGAAACUGCAAGAUGGCGACUUUCAGAAUCUGUCCGAGCUCGAGAGCUACCUCAAGCGCAUGAUCACCAAUGCCAAGGAGUGGUUUCACAAGUCCUCUUCGGAAUUUGACGACGCAGAGCGUGUUCGCAAGGCGGUCAGCAACUACAUGACAAGGAACAAUCCCGCGUAUCAGAAUAGGAACUAUCAGGCGGUGGCAACGCCUCUGCCUGCAGAUGGCGCAGUGUCGACAACUCCUCUCAAAAACGAGCCGGCAGUAGCGGACACGGAAGGAGCUGCGGAUGAUGUCGAAGACGACGCGGACGAUGGCGAGGAGAACGGCACAGGUUCGAAGCGAAGGUCUAUAAUCCUCAAACGGCGCGUGACCGCCCGUUCGAGUAGAAGCUCCAUCUCAACACCGCAACAAGAAACACCUCGAAAAUUACCACCUGCGAAACCCGAUCACCAGUACGAAGACGUGCCAUACAAGGGACUGAACUUCCAACAAGCACAAGAGAAGAUCGUCGAGGAGGGUCUGCGCCACAGCACCGAAGAUUACGACGGCCCCUAUUUUGAGCCGUUCAUCAACUUGCCCCCGCGGUCCCUCAAGGAUUAUUACUCGAUGAUCAAGGAGCCCAUGUGCCUCAAAAAGCUCCAAAAGCUCGUCAGGGGUGUUCAAGGCCGAAAUGACGUGACAGGCGUGACCGAACUCAAGAGCUGGGCGCAGUUUGAGGAAAAAGCCAAGCUGCUGUGGACAAAUGCAUACUACUACAACGAGGACGGCAGCGAUAUCUUUGUGCUCGCGCAAGAGCUCGAAACGUUUCUGAAAAAAGAAAUCAAAGAGGCCAAGGCCAAUGCCCCGGAACCCGCGCAGCCCAAGAUCAAGCUCAAGGUUGGGAAUCAGCAGCCGGAGCCGCCAUCCAACAGGAAGAUUACGCUGAACGUAGGCAACAGCCGAGGCGUCUCGACCGACUCACCUGUGCCUAACGCGACCGCUUCUCCAGCUCCUGUGCCGGAAGUCAACGGCACAGGACAAGCACAACCAUCAGUGGCAGCACCUGAGAAGGCUCGAAGUGUCUCAGUGGCGGCGGCUCCUUCGCCCAGUCCAUCCGUGCCCCCGACUUUCAAAGGCGAAGAACCGCGCAUGUCACCGUCCGUCCGCCCUCCCAGUGCGACGCCAGCGUACGCGACACCAGGGCCACCCAGGCCAGGGCCGCACCCACAAGUGCCUGCCCAGCCUCAGUUCCAACCCUUGCCAGCUCCACCCAUGGAGCAGAAGCGGUUGAGACUUCCAGGAAAGGGUCAAGCCGAUGCGCUGAUCUCUCAGAUGCGUCUGCUUUUUCACCGAAGCAGUGGCGGCGAACCAACAGCGACCACAGUCAUGCCAGACCGCAAGGAGAUGCAGCAGUCUGCUACAGUCAACCUACCAGCUGACAGCAACCGCAUGACCAUGACAAUUACGCUUCCAGCGCUCCUCCAAGAACGCCAUUAUAGCCUUUGGGCCAUGUUUGAUCGUCAUAACCUCAAGUGCUCGACACCUUACGAUCCGCAGCAAGCUUAUGGUGAUCGCGUUUUUGAGGCCAUGCUACAUCAAGGCCUGAAUGUGAUCGAGGUGCAUCUCAUCGCCGCGAUUCCAAAGCAUGAGCGCAUUCCCGGGGGUCCGGACACCGAAUUGGAGAUUUUCACAGUGUACGCGAAUGUGAUGCGGAAUUAGGAAUCCCAGGCAGGCGAGGCAUCAUUGUUUCAAGUCGAACAGGCGGGCCAAACUGUAAAGUCCCAACGCGACCGGCGUCAGACGCGACACGGGACUGAUGAUACCAGAUCAGAGGCGCCUCCAUUUCCGCCAAUGCAGAAACAUGAUCAGUGUCAGAUGCUGCACUCGGUGCCAAUGGUCACUUCGGCAACGUCCCCUUGCGUACUGACUAGCACACCGGCAAGGCCUGGGAACCCAUC
Messenger RNA from Emericellopsis atlantica, 2347 nucleotides. RefSeq lists its product as uncharacterized. The coding region runs from base 141 to 2108 and encodes 655 amino acids. Gene Ontology annotation, biological process: chromatin remodeling. Gene Ontology annotation, cellular component: RSC-type complex. Gene Ontology annotation, molecular function: protein binding. The record is from RefSeq and is a predicted model, not a curated record. The transcript has 5 exons. NCBI's taxonomy places the organism in Eukaryota, Fungi, Ascomycota, Sordariomycetes, Hypocreales, Bionectriaceae.